AUGAGUGGGCUCUCCCCUGGGCCCUGGCGUCUGCUAAGUACGGUGGUCCUGGUGUGCUGGACGGGGUACUUGGCAGCUGCCCAGGAAGAGAUCUCGGCCUUCUAUGUAGACAAACAGAGCAAUACCUCUGUCACCCUGAAGUGGGAGCCGCCUAAUAACAACUAUACUGUCACCUGGGCUAAGGAUGGCCAGGUCAUCGGGACAAACGACACUUCAGAUAUUCAGUACACCGUGAACCACCUCCAACCUGGGACAGCAUAUGAGUUCACUGUCCGUGUCCAGGGAAACAGCUCUGGAAGGAGCCUCAAUGCAUCCACAUUGCCCAAUGAAGUCCAAGACCUCAGGAUGGAUGCCCGGAGCAACAGCUCAGUCACCCUGAAGUGGCUGGCCCCCGAUGGCCCCCAGCCUGCAGAUUACACCUACUGGAUCAGCUGGGGCAGAGAGGAUGGCCUUGCUGGUCAAAACCACACAACAGAGAUGGGGCAUAUAGUGGGCAGCCUGGCCCCUGCCACAGUGUACAAUUUCACAGUGACAGCUGAGAAGAAUGGUGUCCACAGCUCUGGCCAGAGCAUCCAGGAGGCCACAGAUUACACCUACUGGAUCAGCUGGGGCAGAGAGGGUGUCCCCAGAGGGGCAGACAACACCAGCGCUGAGCAGUAUACUGCUGAGGCCCUGGAGCCUGGAAGCCCAUAUGAAUUUAGAAUAAGGAGCAUGAGCAACGAAGUCAAUAGCUCUGCCCAGAUGCUGCGGGUGUUCACAGAACCCAAUGAGGUCCGAAACCUGCAGGUGGUGAGACAGACCAACAACUCAAUUGAAUUCAGUUGGAUGGCGCCUGAGGGGCCCACCGAGCCCACCUACCAAGUGUCCUGGUUCUUAUCUGAAAUCUACCAGAGGCAGGUCUUUACUAACGGCACCAACUUCACUGCUGACGGCCUCACUCCGGGGACUUGGUACCAGUUCUUGGUGAGGUCCGUGACAGAGGAUGAAGCCCAGAGUCCAGAAAGGACAGUCAACGCCUCCACAGCUCCAGACCCCGUCACCAUCACCUCCUGCACUAGUGAUGCUGCAGGCUAUGGGGUCAUCCUGACCUUCGCCUGCCCUGCGGGGAACCAGGAGAGCUUUGAGUAUGAGCUGGGUGGUCAUCAAGGCACUUGGCCGAGGCCCUGCCCCAGCUCCAUGCCCGUUGGGGGACUCCAGCCAGACAAGUCCUACACGGCCAUCGUGUGGAGUCUCUGGGCGGGGAUGAAGGCUCCACAGGCCUUGGUGGGCAGAGCAGGGGGCUCUGGCACACCCUGCCGUAUCGGGGCUCUGACGGUCUCCUCCCUCGUCCUCUCUCUCUCUAACCAGCACCUGGCUCUGGAAGGCACAGGGCAGCCGCAAACGGCCUCCUUGGCCCCGGAGAACAGAAGCAAGAAUCGAUUUUCCAACGUGCUGCCCUAUGACUGGUCCCGAGUACCCCUGCAGCCCAUCCCAGGGGAUCCCAGCUCUGACUACAUCAAUGCCAGCUUCGUUCCAGGUCUCGUUGGGCCCCAGGAGUACAUAGCUACCCAGGGGCCACUCCCCCAGACGGUGAGCGACUUCUGGCGCCUGGUGUGGGAUCAGCAAAGCCGCACUGUUGUCAUGUUGACCAACUGCGUGGAGGGCGGGCGGGUCAAAUGUGAACAUUACUGGCCCUUGGAUGCCAAACCUUGCAGCCAUGGGCACCUGCGGGUGACUCUGAAAUGGGAAAAUGUGGCUGAACAUUGGACUGUUCGAGACUUGCAUCUGUUUCAUAUGGAGCUGAACGAAGGCCUGUUUGUGCGCCAGUUCCACUACACGGUCUGGCCAGACCACGGGGUUCCUGGGUCCCCAGACCCCCUGCUGGCUUUCCGAGCACUGCUCCGGAAUUGGCUGGACCAGAGCCUAGGGGGGGGCCCUCCAAUUGUACAUUGCAGUGCGGGCGUAGGUCGCACGGGGACUCUCAUUGCCCUGGAUGUCCUGCUGAGGCAACUGCAGAAAUACCAGCAGGUUGGGGUCCAGUCUUUCAUCAGAAAGAUGAGGAGGAGCCGCCCACUGAUGGUGCAGACUGAGGGACAGUACAUAUUUCUGUACCAGACCCUCCUGAGGUCUCUGCAGCUGUCCCAGGACGGUGGGGAAGAUUGCAGAGACCAAGAAGGUGUCCUGUAUGAGAACAUGGAAGCCAUCCAGGCCUAUGAGCAGGAGAUUGGUUUCAGAGAAGAGCCCAUGCUUCCUGGGGUUCAGGAUCCAUGAUGCUCUCCCCCAUGAGACCCCAAGAUCUCAGAAUAAUCAGGAGCUGGGGGUGGGAGCACCUGGGUUCUGGAUGGGGAGGGGCAGAGGAUCCAGAUGUCUGGGUCCCUCCUUGACAUCAAAUUAUGUGAGGGGGAUUUGGGGAGAUCUCUGAGGGGCUGAGUCCUGCCCUCCCCAAGGGAUGAGGAAGGCUCGUGAGCUCCUCCUGCAGCCUCAUCCUCUAAUACAACCUGUA
Messenger RNA from Vombatus ursinus (common wombat), 2482 nucleotides. It is a transcript of the gene PTPRH, whose product is annotated as protein tyrosine phosphatase, receptor type H. Gene Ontology annotation, molecular function: protein binding; protein tyrosine phosphatase activity. The record is from RefSeq and is a predicted model, not a curated record. Gene Ontology annotation, biological process: protein dephosphorylation. Bases 1 to 2250 code for a protein of 749 amino acids. NCBI's taxonomy places the organism in Eukaryota, Metazoa, Chordata, Mammalia, Diprotodontia, Vombatidae. The transcript has 14 exons.